AUGGCCAGCAAGAAAGUGAUUGCAGUCUUUGGAGCAACAGGAGCUCAGGGUGGCUCUGUGGCCAGGGCCAUUUUGAAGAGCAAAAAGUUUGCUGUGAGAGCAGUGACCAGGGACGUGACUCGACCAAAGGCCCUUGAACUCCAGGACCUUGGCGCAGAGGUGGUAAAGGGUGACCUGAAUGAUAAAGCAUCAGUGGAGGCUGUUUUAAAAGGUGCCUAUGGAGCCUUUGUGGUGACCAACUUCUGGGACCACCUCAGCAAAGAGAAGGAAGUGUGUCAGGGAAAAAUGGUGGCGGAUGCUGCUAAACGCCUGGGUGUGCAACACGUGGUGUACAGUGGCUUGGAGAACGUCAAGCAGCUGAGUGGAGGCAAACUCGAGGUGCCGCACUUCGAUGGCAAAGGAGAGGUGGAGGAUUAUUUCUGGUCCAUCGGCAUUCCCAUGACCAGUGUCCGCAUGGCAGCUUACUUCGAAAACUUUUUAUCGAUGUGGAAGCCAGUGAAAGCCACGGAUGGAGAUUACUACACCUUGGCACUGCCCAUGGGGGAUGUACCAAUGGAUGGCAUCUCUGUAGCUGAUAUUGGAACAGUCGUCUUGAGCAUUUUUAAUUCCCCAGAGGAGUUUUUAGGCAAGGCUGUGGGACUCAGUGCAGAAGCUCUAACCAUACAGCAAUAUGCAGAUGUUUUGUCCAAGAUCUUGGGGAAAGAAGUUCAAGAUGCAAAGAUCACCCCAGAAGCUUAUGAGAAGCUGGGAUUCCCUGCAGCGGAGGAAAUCGCCAACAUGUGUCGUUUCUAUCAAAUGAAACCGGACCGCGACGUCAAGCUCACACACCGACUAAACCCAAAAGUCAAAAGCUUCAGCCAGUUCAUGUCAGAGAACCAGGGAGCCUUGAAGGGCAUGUAA
Molecule: messenger RNA, 900 nt
Organism: Chrysochloris asiatica (Cape golden mole)
Lineage: Eukaryota; Metazoa; Chordata; Mammalia; Afrosoricida; Chrysochloridae
Product: nmrA-like family domain-containing protein 1-like
Exons: 5
Coding region: 1-900 (299 amino acids)
Source: RefSeq, a predicted model, not a curated record